AUGGCUGGGAGAAAUGAUGCUGCCUUGGAGGCCAUGGCGCAGACUUUGGAACAUCAACUGAACAUUGGCGAGAAUGCUGGAUCUUGCGCUGUCAGAUCUAUGAGUAAGACAACACUGCACACUAUAAGAUUAUCAGUGAGAAGCGAGAAAGCUGCACAGGGUCAGAGGACUAGUGGGGGAGAUGCUCCCGCCGGUAUAGUAUGCUUCAAAUGCGGAAAACCUGGCCAUAAGAGUAAUGUAUGUAAUGCUGAGGUGCAGAGAUGUUUCCGUUGUGGGAAGACUAGACAUUUGGCUCCUGAUUGCAAGCAUAAAGAAGUUAUCUAUUUCAAUUGCGGUGAAGAGGGACACAUCAGUACAAAGUGUGAGAAACUGAAGAAGGCACCAGGUAGUGGGAAGGUGUUCGCUUUAGCUGGGACUCAGACAGCUAGUGAGGACCGAUGCAUCAGAGGUACAUGCUUCAUCAAUAGUAUUCCUUUGAUUACUAUUAUUGACAUUGGUGCUACUCAUUGUUUUGUUGCUGCUGAUUGUGUUGAAAGAUUAAAUCUUGAGUUGUCUGUUAUGAAUGGAGAGAUGGUAGCCGAUCUUCCAGCUAAGGAGUCCAUGACUACUUCUCUUACGUGCGUAAAGUGUCCUUUGUCAAUCUUCGGCAAAGACUUUGUUGUUGAUCUGAUUUGCUUACCUUUAAAAGGGUUAGAUGUGAUCUUGGGUAUGAACAGAUUAGAGAAUAACUAUGUUCAUAUUAACUAUCAUGAUAAGUUGUAA
Molecule: messenger RNA, 762 nt
Organism: Vicia villosa (hairy vetch)
Lineage: Eukaryota; Viridiplantae; Streptophyta; Magnoliopsida; Fabales; Fabaceae
Exons: 3
Coding region: 1-762 (253 amino acids)
Biological process (GO): positive regulation of cytoplasmic translation
Cellular component (GO): cytoplasm
Molecular function (GO): zinc ion binding; mRNA binding; translation regulator activity
Source: RefSeq, a predicted model, not a curated record